AUGUCCUCCGCCAUCCUAAGCUACAACCAAAACAACAAGCAGAUCGCUCUGCUGGACCCAGAGACGGAAACAGAAACACCGCAAACCAACAUUGCACAAAUAAAUAAACUAACAGCAGACCUAAUCGCAGAAUCCAACCCAAACUUCACACCGCAACCAAAGGAGGAAGCCAGUAAAUUGAUCAAGAACCUCUUCGAAACCGGGUUGAAGCAGAUAAAACAGAAUAAACUCCCUGAUGCCUUGAAAUCAAUCACAUUGGCCAUCCAAAUGGCAAAGAGAAAGAGAACAUCCUACGAGGCAUUCGGGAUCCAAUUGCAAGAAUUACAAUUCAUGUUACGUCAAAAAAUUGACUUGCAAUUGCUAUUGGGGAAGUUCGUGGACGCAUUGGAAGAUUUGGAAUUCUUAUUGGGGACAGGAAUGGCAUCCAAUGAUGUCUUUAUAAGAAAGACGGAUGCACUCUUGAAAUUGAAAAAAUUCCAAUUGGCUAAAGUGGCCGCUGAAAGAGGUUUGAGUUUACACCCUAAUGAUACAAAAUUGAAAGCUUUGAUGAUGGAGUGUAAUAGAAAUUUGGUAGAAUUUAAUGGAGAAAUUUAA
Messenger RNA from Naumovozyma castellii, 594 nucleotides. RefSeq names its product Sec63 complex subunit SEC72 (gene SEC72). The coding region runs from base 1 to 594 and encodes 197 amino acids. NCBI's taxonomy places the organism in Eukaryota, Fungi, Ascomycota, Saccharomycetes, Saccharomycetales, Saccharomycetaceae. The transcript has a single exon. The record is from RefSeq and is a predicted model, not a curated record.